CUUUAAUUUCGCGGUAACUGACCGAACCAACUAUUGGCUUAUUUGCUGGAAUUAGUUGCUGUGCAAUAAUGGGGGCUGCAUCCAGCAAUGCCCGGACGGUUGUAAUACCGAACACAACCGGCGUGAUAGACAUCUCAGAUGAUGUGGUUAAGCGGAUGACGAACGGUUUACCGUCGAAGGCAAAUGAAAAUCGAGCGCAGCGAUCGAGUGCAUCCGACGAUGGACCAUCCAUCGGAACUGGCCCUAGCUCGUACCCGAAUACGGUUCCUCCUGCAACGGCAUUUUACGGUGAGGUGCCUUUUACGUCGAUGCAAGUCCGGCAGGAGAAGGAACGCGAGUUGCGCGAAAAUGAUACCUACUGGACUAACCGUCUGAAGGCACUAGAAGCGAACCUAAAGCAAACGAAUCAGCUGCUAGAAAAAGAAUACAAUGAAGCGGUUGUCGAUGUAAAGAAGCGUUUUGCUACGUCUGCGGUAAGGCAGCAGCUGCCACCAUGCCAAGAUUUAAAGGCAAAGGUGAUCGAAUGCUACCGGGCGAAUCAGCACGAGACGUUACGGUGCACGAACGAGGUGCAACUGUUUACUGACUGCGCGAACCUGCAUCGCAUCCAGCUUCUGCAGCAACGAGUAACGGCAGAAGAGUCCAACCAAAAACAGUAGUCGAAAAAGGUAAGGUUAAAAAGUAGUCGAACCACAAUAGCAGGCAACGGCAGCGGAUUGGUCUAGAAAGCAGUAUCAAAAUGAACGACCAGUGAUAAGUCAAACGACCGGCAGAGAUACAAAACAUUACCACAAGAGCGAUGCAACAACAGGAUGUUGUAACAUUACGGGCGAUUGAACACAGAACGAGGAAUAUGAACCCUAACUUGGCUAUUAUGCGCUCCACAGUCUCGGUUUCUAGUUUGUUUGCCUACUAAGAAUCGCUCUAUCGCGACCUAUGAUGGUAACGUGUAAAAAGCGGGUUAAUAAAAUUCGUGCAAUAAAUUCGAAAUGAAGUAAGGGCACACCCUUA
This is a messenger RNA of Anopheles cruzii, 1011 nucleotides long. RefSeq names its product MICOS complex subunit MIC19 (gene Chchd3). Gene Ontology annotation, biological process: inner mitochondrial membrane organization. Bases 69 to 659 code for a protein of 196 amino acids. The transcript has 3 exons. The record is from RefSeq and is a predicted model, not a curated record. NCBI's taxonomy places the organism in Eukaryota, Metazoa, Arthropoda, Insecta, Diptera, Culicidae. Gene Ontology annotation, cellular component: MICOS complex.